AGCGAGGGGGACGGGAAGAGUGUGAAAAGUGGUGGGGCUGGAAAGGAGACCCGAAGAGAGGUGCUCUUGGGUGGGCGGAGGAAGCUGCUGGGAGCCUGGGAAUCAAGACAUCGCCACAGCCAGGGGCCACGUAGACGCCAACCCCACAGCAGCAGCAGCGAAAACACCACCACCAGAUACAACCUUCCCUGGAUGCUGCCUCUGCAGCCUCCCCACAUGGCCAUGGAGAACCUAGUGGACGGGUUCGACCAGGAGCCGGACGAACAACCCCAUGUGGACCUCUCGGACCUGAAACGCCGCUCCAAGCACACCUAUGGGCGCCUGGUGAGCCACCUGGGGAUGACGCGGUACGUGAAUGGGAGUGAGAGAGGGAGCAGGGAGCGGCUGGUGAGACAGCUGGCCGGGAGAUUGAUGUGGGUGGGCGUGGUGCCGCGGUACGGGUCGGCUGUGGGCGAGUUUGGGCGCGCACUGGUGCCCCUGAUGGAGGUGGCUGGGCACCUGGAGGCCUCGUUAGAGUCACGGGCAGAAGGAGAGGUGUGCUUCCAGAACCUGCGCCUCCCAAUCAACAAGCUGCACCGCCCGCACAGCGCUGACCUCACUCGCCGCUGCGCCUCUCUUGCUGCCCGCACCAGCACUGAAUCCCAGGAACGAGCACCCUUUCCGCCCCAUUCCUCUCACCCCACCAUCCUUGCUCACACUGACUUCCUUGCUCACACCUAGUCCUAACUCAAAACUAACUCUUUUUCCUUAUCAUGCCUAACUGCCACCUGGCGCGGAGCCCGUAACCCGUUUCGCGCUUGCCCGUUUUGCGCUGGCGACUUGCGCGCUGGCGCGUUUCUCACUGUCGCCUUGCA
Messenger RNA from Closterium sp. NIES-67, 854 nucleotides. The record is from the annotation of a GenBank genome assembly. NCBI's taxonomy places the organism in Eukaryota, Viridiplantae, Streptophyta, Zygnematophyceae, Desmidiales, Closteriaceae.